GGGUUGGCGCAAUAACGCCAAGCUAUAUAUUCGUCCUCAUUUCGUCCUUUAAAUUUCCAUCCGAAUUUUCUUAAACAAUUUUCCACAGAGCACUACACAAACUUGUAAAGACAGCACCAAAAAAUAUGUCUGGCAAAUACAUUGUUGUUUUCAAAUCGGACACUCCCCAGGAAGUCAUCAACAAGGCCGCAAAUGACGUCGAAGCUUCCGGAGGUACUAUCGGUCACCGAUACGACUCUGUCAUGAAAGGUUUCUCCGCGACGCUCCCAGACAAUGUGCUGACAACAUUCCAGUCCCACGACAAGGUUGACUACAUUGAGGCGGACGGUGAAGUAUCUGCCUACGCAAAGAGCAAGGGCAUUGGGAAAUAAUGCGGAAAGAUAUAGUCUUUUACAUACAUCUUAUGUAAAUAGCACCUGGGUAUCUACUUUUGCUGAAUGCUACCGCUGCAAUUUCACUUGAAAAGAUGUUUCAUCUGUACAAAAUAAAUAAAGUUGCUAUUGGCCCGAUCUAUCCUAAUCAA
Messenger RNA from Spizellomyces punctatus DAOM BR117, 523 nucleotides. RefSeq lists its product as uncharacterized. Gene Ontology annotation, biological process: vacuole fusion, non-autophagic. The transcript is spliced from 4 exons. Gene Ontology annotation, molecular function: endopeptidase inhibitor activity. The coding region runs from base 126 to 371 and encodes 81 amino acids. The record is from RefSeq and is a predicted model, not a curated record. NCBI's taxonomy places the organism in Eukaryota, Fungi, Chytridiomycota, Chytridiomycetes, Spizellomycetales, Spizellomycetaceae.